GGAGGGGGUCGGCGACGAUUGAGCGUCGCGGAACGUAGAGGAGGAUGGAGUCAUUGACGACUGCAGAAUUGCGUUGGAAAGUUCCAGCGCGUGCACGCUGCGCUCCAAUAGCGAGUCCAGAAAAGCAUCUUGAGGACGCUGCGGAGGACUCGAGGCACGUCGGCGGUGCUUCCGGGCGGCUGCAGUCAGGCGCGGGGAUACAGGUGUCGGAGGUACAUAAGAAUUUCCUCCCGCGUCAACCACCUCCUCCUCUCCUUCCGUACCCUCCUCGUCUGCAUGGUCCGCGUCUGAAUCAUAUUCAGGUGGUGGGAUCAAAUCCCUCCAUGACGCGACAUUGCCAUCUGGGUACUCAGGGAGCGUGUGGGUCGUGUCGGCGGACAGUCGGAGUGAUAGUCGCUUGCGGUGUGUGCGACGCCCCGGACUGGUGGCCAUCGUGCGGGAGGGGAGGAGGGAAGAAACAAUCUAACGAGGGAGAAUCAGAUCCACUUUCUGAUUUCUUUCCAAACACGUAACAUCACCUACCAACUGAUGUCACCGAUCGAGAGACCCGGACGUACCUUAUAACCAGCCGUUCCACCGACGGGACCGCAUGCCGUGGCCCACACCGUCUUCAUCGUCGGUGAAGUGAAGCUUGUGACGCGACGGGCUUUCAUGUUUUAGUUGUAUAAAUACAGAUACGACUACUCAUCCUUGUAAUCCUCCUCGUCGUCCCCAACAUCAAAUAUGGGAGGACCUGUUGCCCGCUCCUUUCCCUUUCCCCUCGGUCCGCGUGUUUCGUCAUCGUCUUCCAAGUCCUGGCGCGAAUUGAGUGGGAUGCUCUCAUCCCGGUCCCGGUCUCGCUGGUCCACAGGCAGUCGAGGACUCCGGGCUCGCCGCAUUCGACACCACACGAAGAUGCCGAUCGCGGCGAAUAUGACGGUGAGCACCAGAGCGGCGGAGCCAGCGUUAUAGUAGGCUAUAUGCGGAGACCGGCUGCUCGGAAUUUUGGCAGUGCCACCAACGAGGGUAGUAAAGUUGACACCGAUGAACCGCAGAAUCAUAUCAUGGGUGACGUGCGGAAGAUCGUAGGGAGCCAUAUGAGAGGCAUU
Mycena citricolor is the source of this 1088-nucleotide messenger RNA. The record is from the annotation of a GenBank genome assembly. NCBI's taxonomy places the organism in Eukaryota, Fungi, Basidiomycota, Agaricomycetes, Agaricales, Mycenaceae.